Molecule: messenger RNA, 342 nt
Organism: Racocetra persica
Lineage: Eukaryota; Fungi; Glomeromycota; Glomeromycetes; Diversisporales; Gigasporaceae
Source: the annotation of a GenBank genome assembly
AUGGAAGCACCAUUGGACGAAGUAAUGAGAAUGGAUGUGAUGAUGAGGUGUUUAUUAAAAUUGUUGACGAAAACUGAGUGUGAUAGUAAUGAUGCAGAUAAUAUAAAUGGUGAAAUCAAGGAGUGCGAAAGAGGUGUUAAUGAAAAGCAAGAGGAUACAAACAGAAAGCAAUCCAGCCUUGGAGAUGGGAUCGAUGAAAAUAAGCCAAAUACUAAUCUUGAAAUAAAGAUGCCUCCGAUUAAUGGUGCAGCCAAAAGUCCAGUUGAAAGUAAAGAUCUCAGUGCUGAUCAAACCGAAGGUGAUGUUGAAGGUGCAAAAGAUAUGCUACAAACGUCCAAAUCU